Messenger RNA from Rubroshorea leprosula, 856 nucleotides. Lineage: Eukaryota; Viridiplantae; Streptophyta; Magnoliopsida; Malvales; Dipterocarpaceae. The record is from the annotation of a GenBank genome assembly.
GUGCUGCAUUUCUUUCAACUCAUGCUCGUCCUCUGCACCUUGUGUUCAAGUUCUGCACUUCAUGCUCAGCCUCUGUAGCUCGUGGCUGACCUUGGCACUUGUGCUUGAGCUCUACAGCUUGUGUUUGAGCUUUGUAGCUCAUUCUCAACCCCUGCACUUCUUUGUGGUUGAGCUAUGUAGCUCGUGCUUCAGCAUCCUGAACCUUGGACUUCUGCAUUUCGCAGCUCGUGAUUCAGCAAUUAUCAUUUCAGACUUCUACAGUUCGCAGCUCGUACACGAGCAAGAUGCUUGCAGCUCGUGCUCCAGCAUUUCGCAGCUCGUGCUUAAGCAAGAUGCUUGCAGCUCCUCAUUGCCGAGCUUGAUUGGUUUGCUGAGAAAGGCUAAAUGGUGCUGGACUGUCUUGCUUCUGCCGAGCUGGUGCACUGCUUUGAGCUUUGCCGCUGCCGAGCUGGACUGCUUUGUUGCUGCCGAACUGGACCGUUUGGUUGCUGUCGAGUUAGGCUGUUGUGCUGCUGCCAAGCUGCUAGGCUGUUGUGCUGCUGCCAAGCUGAACUGCUUUGUUGCUGCUGCCAAGCUGAACUGCUUUGUUGCUGCUGUGCUUGGCCGCUUUGCUGCUACCGAGCUGGGCUGCUCUGCUGCUGCCGAGCUGGAGCAUUGCUUUGAACUUUACGGCUGCCGAGCUGGGUUGCUCUACUGCUGCCGAGCUGAACUGCCUCACUUCUGCCGAGCUGGAGCAUUAUUUUGAGCUUUGCUGCUGAGCUGGGUUGUUGUGCUGUUGCUGAGCUGAGAUGUUCUGCUGCUGCCAUCAAGCUCGAACUCAGCUUCUCAUUGAGGGCAAUAACACGCCUUUUGGCUG